AGAACAGAGGCCAGCAUUUAGUCACUGCAUGAAAGCUCUACAUAUCACUCAGUUGCUCAAGUCCACCCCAACUCGUGGACUUUGUGGAUAUUUCUGCGCUUUUUUUAACGGACCCGUGGACUAGUUCUGCUUUUUUUCCGCACUUGUAGAAACUGUGCGUCGUGACCGCAGGAUACUUUUACGCACAGUUAUUUUACGCUCAGCAAAAGGACAAUGCCUCGAUCUUUCCUAGUCAAAAAGUACUUCGCUAAACAAAAGCCAAACUACAGUGAACUGGAAUGUCAGAAUGACACUUCCCUGGAGAGGUAUCCUCUGGCUGAGCUCUCAUCAGCAGACAACACUUCCACCUGCUUCACCACAGGUCUGGUUUGGGACCUGAGCGUCCUUCCUGCCCUCUACCUGCCCACCUCCCAAACAGAGCCCUCGGCCACCCCGGGACCCCUGGACCUCAGCUCCCCCUCCAGCCUCAGCAGCAACGCCAGCAGCAGCGGAGAGGAGGACGAAGGUCGCACCUCAGACCCCCCGAGCCCUGAACCCGUGCACACAUACGCCCCUCGUCAGCGGAUGAAAUGCACCGGCGUCAUGGCUCACGUCAGCCCCCCGGAAGAAGAAGAGGAAAGAGAGACCCCCGUCACAGCGGCCCGGCCAGCUUUCCUCUGCAAACACUGCCCCAAAGAGUACACCAGCCUGGGGGCUCUGAAGAUGCACAUCCGCUCACACACUCUGCCCUGUGUUUGCACCACCUGUGGAAAGGCUUUCUCCAGGCCGUGGCUGCUGCGUGGCCACAUCCGCACACACACAGGUGAGCGUCCGUUCUCCUGCCCCCACUGCAACCGGGCCUUCGCCGAUCGCUCCAACCUGCGGGCUCAUCUGCAGACACAUGCAGAAGUGAAGAAGUACCAGUGUGGCGUUUGCUCUCGCACCUUCAGCCGCAUGUCACUGCUGCAGAAACACAGCUCCUCGGGCUGCUGCUCCACCUCAGUGUGAGACGCCACCGGAGGAACAGAGCUCAGAGCAGCGGAGGGCUUGUGGCCACGGAGGAAAGGUCUGCACAAGUCCAACUGGCCUGUUGAGGACCCGCAAGGCCACAAAGAGCAUGACACGGCCUGCUUUAAGAGAUCUGGAGGGAAUCAAAUCUCAUUAUGGAUCUGACUUUACAAGCCUCUUAGCUUCUAUGCUCCAUUUAAAAACCAGCUGAGAGGCAGAUUUUUUUUCUUCCAAUCUAGUCCGAGGUCUUGAGGCUGGACCAAAUCUGAACUGAACAAUGCAAACACCCACUUGAUAUCAGCCCCUUUUGUUGCUAUUGUGCCCAUUCCAAACACCAAAUAUGUAGUGAACUCGUUAGAGUAUGAGGUGUUCUUUCCUGUCUCUGUCCUGGUGCUGGUCAGCUCAGGAUCAUGGCCUAGACACAGCUGCUCAGAGGUAGGGGUGCGUGGGUGGAAUAAAUCUCUUAGCGUGCCUCCAAACACACACACUCGCACACACAAAAGCAAAUGCACACACAGCUGUCCCUGGUACUGUGGUGUAGAUAGACGAGGUGCUAACAGGUGCUACAGCCAUGACCUUCGCUGGUUGAUAGCAGGUGACUUCCACUGCCCUUGGUUUGCUUAAGAAGAAAGAGGAAGCAUGUCAUCACAAAAGAAUGGCACCAGUUAGUGUGUUUUCACCAGUGGGGAUCAUUUUAAGCCUCUAUUUUGACUACAUCCGAACCUUUCCUUUAAUCUGAUGAGUUUCAGAGAUAAGAAAAGUCGUUCUGUCUGUUAUUUACCAAAGAAGUUUCACUCCACGGAUGACAAUGCAAGCCAUGCACUCAAGGUUACCACAGUGUUAAUAAUACCAGCCAAAGCCAUAUAAUGUAAAUGAAAUUGUGCCUUGAAAUUGUAUUACUUUAAAACCAAAAUGUGCCUUUUUUUUUUUUUACCUCAUUUAAUAGUCGUGGCUUUAAAAGUAACUGAUUGCAGUAUUAGUAGAAAUUAGUUCUAUAUGGUUUUGAAAUGUAAGAAGGCUGGGACCAAAGAUUUUUAUAGUUUACACCAUGGAGACAUGGUUGCCGAAUAUGUGAUGAGAACCCUGAAAAUGGACAGUACAAAGAUGAAUUUUUAACUUUCCUAAACAUUUUAUGGCUGUGUUUUCUAGUGCAAUGUGCAGAUGAUGUGUUAUUUCAUGUUUUGUACCAUUCUUGUGUGUUCACUCCUAUUUCCUGUAUGUUGUAACUGAAACCUUUUCAUUCAAUAAAGUAAUUUAUGUUUAUUAAAA
This is a messenger RNA of Amphiprion ocellaris (clown anemonefish), 2256 nucleotides long. RefSeq names its product snail family zinc finger 1a (gene snai1a). Bases 214 to 987 code for a protein of 257 amino acids. Gene Ontology annotation, molecular function: DNA-binding transcription factor activity, RNA polymerase II-specific; RNA polymerase II cis-regulatory region sequence-specific DNA binding. The record is from RefSeq and is a predicted model, not a curated record. NCBI's taxonomy places the organism in Eukaryota, Metazoa, Chordata, Actinopteri, Pomacentridae. Gene Ontology annotation, biological process: regulation of DNA-templated transcription. The transcript is spliced from 3 exons.